Messenger RNA from Naegleria gruberi, 399 nucleotides. RefSeq lists its product as uncharacterized. The coding region runs from base 1 to 399 and encodes 132 amino acids. NCBI's taxonomy places the organism in Eukaryota, Heterolobosea, Eutetramitea, Acrasida, Naegleriidae. The record is from RefSeq and is a predicted model, not a curated record. The transcript has 2 exons.
AUGCUGAUAAUCCUCUUCCUGUCGGAUCUAUUCACUCCAUUUACAGAUUAUGGGACAAUAACAAGAUACCAAUCAAGGAUGAAGACUUUAGAAAUGAAGGAAGAAAUACAAAAGAUUAUCGAAUCUAACAAUAUUGUUUUAUUUAUGAAAGGAACACCACAAAGACCUGAAUGCGGAUUUUCUGGUGCUGUUGUUCAAGUUUUGAAACUCUACGAUGUUGAAUAUCAUUCCGAAAAUAUGAAUAAGGAUACCAUGAUGAAGGAAGCUUUGAAGGAAUAUUCCGAUUGGCCAACAAUUCCUCAAUUAUAUGUUAAUGGUAAAUUUAUUGGUGGAAGUGAUAUUGUUUUGAAUUAUCAUAAGAAUCACGAAUUCCAAGAUGUUUUGGAUGGUAAAUUGUAA